GGCAACAACUUUGUGUACCUACAGAGAAACUGUACAUUAUUUCCAUACACAGGGUUACAGUACAUUUAAAAAAAAUAAAUAUUUCUAUAUAUUUUCACAGCAGGAACUCAGCGACCAUCCUUGUCCAAGGCAAUGUUGAAGAAAAGCAAGGUCCCACAAUCCAGGAGAGCUGAAAUAAUGGGCCUGUUUCAAAUGUACGCAGAGGGCCUCACUACUUUACCUGCAAGUGCCCUGCUGAAGUUUCUCCACAAGACUCAAAUGCAACAUGCAGCAAACAUAGACACAGCCGAGAGUCUGAUUGACAAAUAUGAGAUUGAAAAGGCAGCCAUAGAAAGCAGGUCCAUGACGUUUGAAGGCUUCCUCAGAUACAUGGAGUCCAAAGACUGCUGCCUGUUCCAACAGACUCAUACAUCGGUGUACCAGGACAUGGGCCAGCCUCUCAACAGCUACUUCAUCUCCUCUUCUCACAACACCUACCUGACAGGGGAUCAGCUAGUGGGCAGGAGCCACCUUGAUGCAUAUGUUAGCGCUCUGAGGAAAGGCUGCCGCUGUCUGGAGAUUGACUGCUGGGAUGGUCCAGAUAUGGAGCCUGUAGUUUACCACGGCUACACCCUCACCACCAAGAUACUUUUUAAGGAUGUCAUCGCAACUGUGGCACAACACGCCUUUGAGGUGUCCGCCUUCCCGAUUAUUCUGUCUCUGGAGAACCACUGCUGCCGGGAGCAGCAGGAGGUCAUGGCUCAGCACCUCAUCUCUAUCCUGGGGGACAAGUUGUUGAAAAGCCCCCUGGAUCAUCCAACCUCUGGAGACCUCCCAAGCCCAAAUGACUUGAAGUAUAAGAUCCUGAUCAAGAACAAAAAGCUAAGGUCUCAAAUUAAGGCAGAUAACAAAACAGAGGCAGAAGAGAGUGCAGAUGAGGGUGAGGAUGGUGAUGAGGACGAGGAAUAUGACGAGGACGAGGAGGAUGAAGAUGAGGGUCAUCAAAGCAAAGCAAAGUUCUGGUCUCCAAGAAAAGCAGGGUCAAAAAAGAAAAUGAAGAAGAAGGUGAAGGUGGCCCAGGCUUUAUCGGAUCUGGUGAUAUAUGCAAGGUCUGUCAAGUUCAUCAGCUUCAGCCACUCCAAGGAUAAUCAAAACUGCUAUGAGAAUACAUCCAUUGCAGAAAAGAAGGCUCGCAAGCUGAUAAAGGCCUCAGGUCCAGAUUUUGUUCAGCACAAUCGAAAGUUCCUCAGCAGAAUUUAUCCAGCAGGCUCAAGAACAUCCUCGUCCAACUACAACCCUCAGGAGUUCUGGAACGUUGGUGCGCAGAUCGUGGCUCUUAAUUUCCAAUCUCUGGGCCUGCCAAUGGACCUUAAUGAUGGCCGUUUCCGGGACAAUGGCGGCUGUGGAUACACCCUGAAGCCAGCAGUACUCAUGUCCAGCGAGAGGAGCUUUGAUCCCAACUCCAGACAUCACCACCUCAAAGCCACACACUUGCUGCUCAAGGUGAUAAGUGGAUCGAACCUUCCACUCCCCAAGUCUGGAAAAGCUCUGGACCCAUUUGUCAGAGUGGAGAUUCAUGGGAUUCCAUCUGACUCCCACAAUAGAAACACUCAUACUGUCAAAAACAAUUCCCUGAGUCCUCACUGGGAUACUGACAUGAACUUUAGCAUCAGCGUCCCCGAGCUCUGCCUCGUCCGCUUCUGUGUGCGUGACCAGACCACCCUUUUCAGGAGCGAGUUUGUGGGCCAGUACACACUGCCCUUCACCAGCUUGAAAAAAGGCUACCGCUGGGUGCCUCUCCAGUCCCGAGAUGGAUGCAGUCUUGAUCCGGCUUCUCUCUUCGUCUUGGUUUGGCAUUCCUAAAAGGAGCCAUUCAAGGUGGUCUCUCUCACACAUGAAGUACACUGUUUCAACAAAGAUUGAUGGAUUAUCCAGCAGCCAUAACAGCAACAAAUAUUAAUAAAUAAAAUAGAUUUCCUCAGAUAUGAGAUUUAUUUUAUUGACAAAAUAUGUAAACAUUUAUUUUAACUGCCUGCUCACUGAGUUACACAAGAAAAGAGCAGAAACUGACAGCUUCCUGCUUGCAUCUCUUUGGUAAUCAACACGAAUCCCUACAGAAAUAUAUUACAUCAUACAGCAACUUAAAACAUCUUACACAUGUAAAGCAAAGUAUUUUCCUUCAAUGAUCAUCUCCUUGAAGAUGUAAACAUGGACAAAUUUCUUGUAAUAGCCUAAUUAAAUUCAGAGUUUAAUUUGAGUAUGUUAAUUCAAGAGGAAGAAAAUCCUAUGCUAAGAAGGUAUAACUUUUAACUCAAUCAAGCCCUUUAACAUAAAUGUAAUUGAAACGCAUAUUUUUACUUAUACUAUACUUUUUAAGUGGAUCAGAGCUGAAAGGAACUUCUUCCCCAUGGUUUAAAUAAUAAAUUGCACAGAAGUCCAUUUCUUAAAGGCACCAAGCUGGACGGAGGUUUCACUAAAUCUCCGUGACAACCAUUAGACACCGUCUACAUGCAAAACAACAUGUUGGCAUGUAGAAAGAAAAAAAACAAAAAACGUUGCUGUCCUAUUAUCAAAAAAGUAACUAUGUAGAGUUUACAAACUGAGCUGUGACUGUAAAUUAAACAAUCUGUUUAUGUCAAAGGAGACCAAGAAGGAGCUUUUUUUGGCAAUAAGCAGGGUGGUUUUAAAAUGAAACAAGGAAUUAAUAUAUUGAAAGCACUUUUGUGGAGGUAUAUGGAGGAUCUGUGAUGCUGUAGGCCUGUUUCUCUUCCAUAGAUUCCUGGGCAGUGUGCAAGGCAUCGCAACCUCUUUAAAAGAUCAAGAGAUAAAUAACUGAAAAAAAUAAAAAAGAUCGAAUGAACUGGGUCUGGUGGUCACUGAGUCUAUUAACAGGAUAAUAAUUCAAAAGCUUUUUCUGGCCAAACAAGAAAAUAGUCACAACAUCAACCUUAAUCUAUGGUUAUCUCAGUCGUCAGAUACAAAUCCUAUAGGAAACCUGCGGGGGAGUUGGAGUGAAGGAUCAUCUAGGAAAGGGGUGUCCAAACUGCGGCCUGGGGGCCAUUUGCAGUCCUUGGAUUUGAAGAACGGCAUUUGGUUUGCCCACUCAGAUGGUUGAUGCAGAUACAAAUGAUAAAAUAAAGUUAGGGUUCAAAUUUCGGUAAUGCGAGUCCUUUAAAAAAAUAUAGACAAAUUAAAAUCUUAUAAUGGAAAAUGUAACCAUGUUUUUGACCAUGUUUUUUGCUUUCAAUUUAAUUUCAUAGUAAAUAGGAACUAGAACAAGCUCCUUUUCCUCACUUGCUAGGGGAGUGGCAAUACUUAUUCACAAAUCCCUACAUAUAUGUAUUUAAAAAUCUAUGGUAGAUCCUGCCGGAAGAUUCAAUAUAAUUCAAGGUUCAUUGAUGAACAAAAACUUAAUAUUGGUUAACCUGUAUGGCCCUAAUAUAGAUGACCUGGACUUUUACAAUAAUUUGUUCCUCUCUAUUGCUGCUCUCCGUGGUGACGUGAUUAUUGGCGGGGACUUUAACUGUACUCUAGAUCCUAAGCUUGACCGAUCAACUGGCUCGGAGUCGUCUCACCCUAAGAGUAAACAAGCUAUACAACAUUUCAUGUCUGAACUAAAUCUAUAAGAUAUAUGGAGAGUAAUAAAUCCAACAAAGAGAGAAUAUUCCUGUCAUUCAACUACCCACAAGAGCUACAGCCGUAUAGAUUAUUUCCUGAUUUCAAAUUCUUUGGUACCCAGAAUUAACAGUUGUAUGUAUAAUACUAUAUUGAUCUCGGGUCACUCAUUAUGCAUGCUUAAAUUCUCCUCCUUGAAUGCUUCUAGACAUAGUCCUGUCUGGCGCUUCAAAUCUCACUGGUUGCAAACUCCUAGUUUCUUGAAAUAUGUAGAAAGAAAUAUUGAUGAUUACUUCAUCUUCAAUAAAUCAGAGACUACAGCAUCUAUUAGAUUGGAAGCCUUCAAGGCAUUUAUACAGGGGCAGAUGAUAAGUUACACAAAAAGCAAAUCAAAUAAAAUGAGUAAGGAGACCUCGAAGGGUAAAUAAAAGAGGCUGAACUUGAGAUAAGUUUAAAUAAUUCUAAAGAAAAACAACAAGAACUGCUAUUGCUGAGAGCAAAAUAUGAUAAACUCACCACUAAUAAAGCCUCAGCAGAACUAUUCAGACUGAAACAGACUUACUAUGACCAGGGAGAGAGGGUAGGAAAACUCUUAGCAUGGUGCAUAAAAGCUAUACAGAAUGAGAGGGUAAUAAAUCAAAUUACAACAGCAGAUGAAAACAUUACAGAUCCACAAAGAAUAAAUUAUCUUUUUAAAGAUUAUUACUCAAAGUUAUAUACCUCUAAGGGACAGAUAACAGGUUUCGUUAGACUCCUUUUUUGAUUCUAUAACUACCCCCAUACUUGGGGAAGAAGCCAAGGCAGAGCUGGAUGCACCAAUAUCUAUAAAUGAACUUUCAAAUGCCAUAGAUAAACUAAAAUCAGGAAAAUCACCUGGACCAGACGGGAUACCUUUAGACCUAUAUAAAAUAUCUAAAAACAAAUUGGUACAACCCCUCUACGAUAUGUUAGUGGAAAGUUACUCAACAAAGGAAUUACCUCCCUCAAUGCGAAAUGCUAUUAUAACGGUACUACCAAAACCUGGCAAGUCAGCUACAAAAUGUGAAUCCUACAGACCAAUUUCACUUAUAAACUCCAAUUCCAAGAUAAUAGGAAAUGUACAAGCAAUCAGUCUUGAAAAAGUUCUGCCCUCCCUCUCUGACCUUGACCAGAAUGGAUUUGUAAAAGGACGGCAUGCUCACCAUGGAAUCCGUCGAGUACUGAACAUAAUUUAUCCAAAAUAUAAAUAUCCAGAUAUAGCUCUGCUAUCCCUGGACGCAGAAAAAGCAUUUGAUAGGGUGGAGCAUGCUUACCUUUAUAAAAUCCUUUCUCUCUUUGGUUUUGGCAAGUAUUUUACAACCUGGGUUAAAAUAAUUUACAAUAUAUCUACAGCAUCAGUUAUAACCAAUAAUAUUGUAUCCAAACCCUUCAGCCUAGCUAGAGGUACGCGUCAAGGCUGCCCCCUCUCACCUCUCCUUUUUGUGCUGGGAAUUGAGCCAUUGGCUGUUGCCAUAAGGAAUAAUCAAAAUAUUGUGGGCAUUAGAAUAAAUAAUAUUGAAUCUAAAAUUGGACUGUUUGUCGAUGACAUAAUUAUUAUGAUGUCCAAAUUAAAAAACUCAAUUCCCCAGCUACUUAGAACUAUUGAGGAAUUUGGCAAUAUUUCCGGUUAUAAACUUAAUGAAUCUAAAUCUGCUAUUCGAUUUCUAAAACAAUCUGAAAGAAGCAAUCCACCAAUUCACACUACAUUCCAAGUAGCAAAAGACAGCCUUACUUACUUGGGUAUAAAGAUUACUCCAAACAUAGAUGAACUGGUUUUGACAAAGUACACACCAACACUUAACUCAGUAGUGCAAUCAAUUAACAGAUGGUCCACGUUGCCCAUCUCCUUGAUCGGCUGUAUAAAUAUUCUCAAAAUGAACGUACUUCCAAGAUUCCUGUAUCUCUUCAAGGCCAUCCCCCUCAAUCCACCAAAUGUUUUUUUUUUUGCAAAGAUACAGUCUUCAAUAAUUUCAUUUGGAAUAACAGACGGCCCAGACUGAGCCUAUUAUUACUAUAUCUUCCAUUUGAUAGAGGAGGACUAGGGGUACCAAAUCUUAAGUGGUACUAUUGGGCUGCUCAGCUCUCUAGUGCCUCCUGUUGGUUCUCAGCGAUAGGUUUAUCUUGGAUAAACUUAAAAAAUACUAACACUACGACCCUACCCCUAAAUUCUUACUUAUAUUCAAGAAAAUAUAUAGAUUUGUUAAAAAAAACAUUAAACCCACUGGUAAAAAAUACCAUUCGAAUUUUGUUUGGUUGAUGCACACAGGUUCAAGGAUGAAGUACCAACACUAUCCCAAUUUUCUCUCAUUAGGGGCAAUAUGACAUUUGAACCAGGUAGAAAAGAUAUGGGUUUCAAAACAUGGCAUGAUAAAGACCUAUGUCAAAUUGGAGAUUUAUUUGAUAAAGGCACUAUGAUGAGUUUUAAUGACUUAAAACGCAAAUUUGAUAUUCCCACUAAGCAUUUUUUUAAAGUUUCUUCAAAUUAGAAGCUUUAUGUUA
Girardinichthys multiradiatus is the source of this 6111-nucleotide messenger RNA. RefSeq names its product 1-phosphatidylinositol 4,5-bisphosphate phosphodiesterase zeta-1-like. The coding region runs from base 133 to 1842 and encodes 569 amino acids. Gene Ontology annotation, molecular function: phosphatidylinositol-4,5-bisphosphate phospholipase C activity. The transcript has 12 exons. Gene Ontology annotation, cellular component: nucleus. Lineage: Eukaryota; Metazoa; Chordata; Actinopteri; Cyprinodontiformes; Goodeidae. The record is from RefSeq and is a predicted model, not a curated record. Gene Ontology annotation, biological process: positive regulation of cytosolic calcium ion concentration involved in egg activation; lipid metabolic process; intracellular signal transduction.